This is a messenger RNA of Thermothielavioides terrestris NRRL 8126, 1897 nucleotides long. RefSeq lists its product as uncharacterized. Lineage: Eukaryota; Fungi; Ascomycota; Sordariomycetes; Sordariales; Chaetomiaceae. Gene Ontology annotation, molecular function: DNA replication origin binding. The transcript has a single exon. The record is from RefSeq and is a predicted model, not a curated record. Gene Ontology annotation, biological process: DNA replication. Gene Ontology annotation, cellular component: nuclear origin of replication recognition complex; nucleus. The coding region runs from base 118 to 1728 and encodes 536 amino acids.
GCGUCAAUUAGUGACCUUCAAUUCAACGCAAGUGAAGCCACAAAACCAACCCACGCAAGCAGAAGAAAAAAUGGAUAGAUUUGGCAACAACGCGAGACUAAAAUCGAGGUGACGAAAAUGGUCCGCAGGAAACUUGCAAUAGAGGCGCCGGAACCGCGGGUUUCUCGAAAGCGGGAGCUGCCCAACGAUCCGUACGAAGUGCCCGACGAAGCAGACACUCCCAAGCGCCGCCGGCGGCGUUUGGAGCCGAAGAGCACUGUGCAUUCUGGGAUUAAUGGCGAGAUAGACUGGGAUAACGAUGAUGUUGGGGAGAGAAGUGCUGUGGUCCAGGAGAGCCCCACCAAGCGGCGAGGGCGCCCUCCGAAAUCUGCGGCCACUGCGACACCGAAUGGGCAGACAGCAACACCUUCGACCAGGGGCCAAAGGAUAUUCGCUGAAACCCCACUGAAACCGAGACCCGAUGGCAUCGACACUCCCAGCAGACGGACCAUUGCUGACAGGUCGGCCCGGAAGAAGAGCGCGAGGGCUCUCAUCGACCGCGUGAUAGGCGGGGCUGUCAGCGACGACGAGGUGGAGGAGGAUAUUGCGCGUGAGAUCUACGAGUCGAGCGCAAAUGAAGAGGAGGAUGCAGAAGAAGACGAGCAAGGAGACCAGGAUGAAGGCCAGCAUCCCACAACGCCGUCAAAGUCUCCAGGAAGGAAACGCAGGGCGCAUCCCCGGAAGCGGUCACCCACCCCUCCUCGUGAAUUGCCUCCACAUGAGCAGUACUUCUACCAGAACAAACCCGGCCUAGCCAAGACAUCCAACAACACCCUAUCGACCCUGGAUCUCCUCACCCAUGACGAGUACUUUUCGGUCCUCCGCCAACUUCAAGAUCCGCACGCCGCAGACGUCGACUUCCUCCAGUCGCUGCAUGCCCAGUCUUUCCCGCAAUGGGCCUUCGAGCUCUCGCAAGGCUUCAGCACCUGCCUUUACGGCUACGGCUCCAAGCGCCGCCUGCUCCACAACUUCGCGACGUAUCUCUCCUCCCAGCAUCCAACCCACCGAAUCGUCAUCAUUAACGGUUAUGUCCGGACCCUCACGGCUCGCGACAUCCUCUCCACCCUGGCCACGGCUCUCCCUUCCUCCCCUGCAAGCAGCAACAGCACGAACAGUGGAGGGGGAGGAGCCCCUCAUCCUUCCAGCACCGUCGGCGCCCUCCUCACCCAUCUCUCUUCCACCCCCAUCACCCUCACCAUCUUGAUCAACUCCAUCGACGGGCCUCCCUUGCGCAAACCCGCCCUCCAAUCCCUCCUCUCGCACCUCGCCGCGCACCCACAGAUCCGCCUCGCCUGCACGGCCGACACGCCCGAUUUCCCCCUCCUCUGGGACGCCGGCCAGCGCGCCGCCUUCAACUUCCUCUUCCACGACUGCACCACCUUCGCCGCCUUCGCGCCCUGCGAGCUGGAGGUCGUCGACGAGGUGCACGAGCUGCUCGGCCGCCGGGCGCGCCGCGCGGGCGGGAAGGAGGGCGUCGUCUUCGUGCUGCGCAGCCUCCCCGAGAACGCGCGGGCGCUGUUUCGACUGCUGGCGGGGGAGGUGCUGGUUGCGAUGGACGAGCAGGGCGGAGCAGCAGCAGCGGCAGGAGGGGAGGAGGUGGGUGUGGAGUACCGGAUGGUGUAUAACCGGGCGGUGGAGGAAUUUAUCUGCAGCUCCGAGAUGGCGUUCCGGACGCUGCUGAAAGAGUAAGUCUCAAGAGCCCUUGUCCAUAACAACCCCAAAGGAAAUCAGGAUGUGAAAAAGGGCCUGGUGCUCACACAGAUGGACAUGCAGAUUCCACGAUCACCAGAUCAUCGCCAGCCACAAAGAUUCAAUUGGCACUGAGCUGCUCAGUCUCCCCUUUAGGAAAGAGGAGCUG